GCAAGGAGCUCUAUGCUAACAGUGGUGCACGCCAACAUUUCUUUCGAGGGAAAAUUGAUUUUUCCAUUCACAUUCAAAUUCAUAUUUCAGUUUCAUCAGUCGCCAUGUUUCUUCUCAAGGCAUGGAGAUUAGUAGCAUUUGGGGUAUAUGGAUACCAGAAAUUUACCAAAAAAGGUUUUUUGGAGCAUGCAAAGAAUUUCAGAUCAGAAGACGAGCAAGGACGAAUAGAAGGGAAGAAGUGCGUUGUGACAGGGGCGAAUUCUGGCAUUGGCUAUGCAACUGCAGAGGGCCUAGCUGCACGUGGAGCAACGGUGUAUAUAGUGUGCCGGAGCAAGGAGAGGGGCGAGGCAGCACGCUCAAAGAUCCAGUCUGCAACGGGCAAUAAGAAUGUCCAUUUGGAGAUUUGUGAUAUUUCUUCCAUUGCCGAUGUGAAAACUUUGGCGUCUCGGUUUCGUGCUAUGGAUGAGCCUGUGCAUAUUCUGGUGAACAAUGCCGGUUUGAUCGAGAGAAAGCGUCUCACUACCUCCGAAGGGCACGAGAUGAAUUUUGCGGUGAAUGUUCUUGGCACGUACACCAUGACCGAGCUCAUGCUGCCGUUGCUAGAAAAGGCUGCAGCCGAUGCACGUGUCAUCACGGUUUCAACAGGUGCUAUAUACACCUGUCCAUUGAUGGAAGAUCUGCAGUUUAACAGCAGGGAAUUCAACGGAGUUGAACAAUAUGCCCGGAACAAACGAGUGCAGGUGGCAUUGACAGAAAAGUGGGCAGAGGCAAAUACGGACAAGGGCAUCGGGUUCUACUCGAUGCACCCGGGGUGGGCAGAGACGCCCUUAGUUUCCAAGAGUCUGCCCGAUUUCUCAAAAUGGUUAUCGGGCAACCUUAGAACAAGCGAUGAAGGCGCUGAUACGGUGAUAUGGCUAGCCCUACAACCUAAAGAGAAGCUUGUCUCGGGAGGGUUCUACUUCGACCGGGCUGAGGCACCUAAGCACCUGCCGUUCUUAGCCACAAAGGGCUCACAUUCAGCCAUAGACUCCAUCGUAGGUAAACUCCAUAGUAUGGCCAAUUUAUAGUGAAACUAUAGUACUAUAUAUAUUAAUAUAUAUAUAUAGAGAGAGAGGUUUAAUAUCUCACUGAGGAAAAUAUGUUUGUCCAAUUCAUCAAAACUACUAAACACUAGAUAUUGAUUGAACAUUUGUUACAUUUGUAUCACUAUACACACAAAUUUUCUA
Salvia hispanica is the source of this 1226-nucleotide messenger RNA. RefSeq lists its product as uncharacterized. NCBI's taxonomy places the organism in Eukaryota, Viridiplantae, Streptophyta, Magnoliopsida, Lamiales, Lamiaceae. The record is from RefSeq and is a predicted model, not a curated record.